GCUGACGGAUGAUCGAUCAGAAAGCGAGGCGAACGAAGAGCGCGGGUGAGGGAGACGACUCGAAGGCGCGUAAAGGGAACCACGAAGUGCACAUACGUAUGUGGUUCAAUAACACGCCAAAGUCAUCUCUCGUAUCAUCUCGCGCGUUCGUUCGCUACUAA
Ostreococcus lucimarinus CCE9901 is the source of this 161-nucleotide messenger RNA. RefSeq lists its product with no specific name. Bases 9 to 161 code for a protein of 50 amino acids. NCBI's taxonomy places the organism in Eukaryota, Viridiplantae, Chlorophyta, Mamiellophyceae, Mamiellales, Bathycoccaceae. The transcript has a single exon. The record is from RefSeq and is a predicted model, not a curated record.